UCAUGGCUUUAAGAAUUAUUCUAUAUUUUGUCUUGGAUCUUGAUUACUUUUUAUUUUUUAAAAAUUGUCUUAAUACUAUGAAUGAUUAGUCUAUGUUAAUUUUUUUAUUUUUUACUAAGAAUGUGUGCCUUACUUCAAUAAAGCCGGGGCCUCGCCUUGCGCCUAGGCCCCGAGACACCUUCAGCGCCUUAGUGCGCCUUAAGCCUUUAAAAACACUGGGUACAGCAAAUGAAUAUAUAUUUUUAUACAUAUCAUAUACAACAAAUAUAUUUUAUAAAUCUUUUCACUUGUUAUAUACAUACAAUCUUUUCUCUUGGCUUAUAAAUAGGUAGUUAGGACCUUCAGUAAUUAGUUUUAAAGAAAUUUUCAUAUUGUGAUUAGAGCUUUAGCACUUAGUAUCCCAAUUUGGGACUCCCUCUCUAAUGACUUCAUAACCCUAAUUUUGGUUAAAUCACACAGUGCUUCUCCAAAGAUAGUGGAUUGGCAAAAGGCUUUGCAAGUGAAUUCACCAUGGAGUAGCAUCUAGUGUUAAUGCACUAUAAAUAUAUAUAUAUACAUAUAUAUAUAUAUAUAUAUAUAGAGAGAGAGAGAGAGACGUGCAACAAGAUUGAGAAGAGAGGAAAGGUUCUAACCAAAAUUCCAAGAAAGGAAAGAAAUUAGAGAAAUGCACAUGUCAAGUACUGUAACCCUGUCUAACAGCACAAUAGAUUAAGCAAAGGAUUCUCCUCCCAAAAUAAAUAAAAUAAAAUAAAAAAUAAAUCUCACCGCUUCAAAUAACAUGCUCAUUUGAGCAUGCCUAAUGAACUUUAGAAAUACAAUGAUUUUCCCCAGUCGCAUAGUUGUCAACCUACCCAUUGUGUUACAAUACACUUACACUUUUACUACACAACACUAAAUAGCGCAAGUAAUAUCUUUGAGAUGCAGUUUAUGAUUAAACUUGGAAAAGACGACAGAUUUGAAAAAGGCACUGCCCUCUACGAUAGAGUCUCUCGGAUCCAAACCCUCUUAAAAGGAAUGACGACACCUUGACACCUAAGGCAUUGUUUCAUUAAGGAAGAUUUGAUAUAGAAAUGGGAGGGGUUAGAUAUCCAUUCAUCAACCGCUUUAUAGUAUGGCACCUACUCAGAUGGAUUUUAGCUUCGUCAACUUCUUUAAUGCAUAUUAGUAUUACCAGACAACGCCAAUGUCCUACCAAUUUACGCUUUGGAACACACUUUCUGAAACAUGAUACACUUCUGUUCCAUAAAAUGCUGAAUUCAGCCGUCCAAAGAGAUUCCAAAAUUUAUUCCUAUUCUCUUAAAAAUCUAAUAGGAGGAAAACAUCAAAUAUAAUGAACUAAGUCUCCAUAGAGUGGAGUUUUGGAGGGACAUAAAGCUUCCAGAAUUAUUUUUUACAUGAUCAAUUUACUCAACACAUUAACAAGUAGCCAAAUUCUAACGGUGUAAUUAGUACAAGCCUACUACCCCUAAUAUCAUAGCACAUUUUAAAGCAUAUGGAAUACCAAGUUCUUGUUCUCAUUCCCGUUACUAGAACAUCCAUGUUCCAAGUAACACAGAUGCAAAUACCAGCUAUGGACUUACUAGAGCUACUAAGCAUCCUAGAAUUGGGGGAAGGCUUCUAGACGCCUAAAAGAAGGACAAUUAGAAAGAUGUGACCAAUGAGACACUAGCAAGGUUUUCUUAAUUAGUUUUGCAAGGGUCCAUAUCUACCCUAGCUUCUUUCUCAAUGUUUUUUAGUGUUUAUUUAUAUUCUGUUUCUAGGGCAAUAAGCAUGUAUGUGUGCAUGGAUGUGUGUGUGGAAAAGCCAUCGGGUGGUAGCUAACUUCAAUAUUGUAGCAUUGCACCUUUCUUUUUCAUCAGUGAAAGGUAUAGCUCAUCCCUCUUGUCUAUACUUCUUCAUUGCCUUCAUUAAUAAAUUUUUCUACAAAAGACAAUUCAUCUUCUACAUUUCCAUUGUACAUGCAACUUUUCUUUCACAAUGUUUGUCAGGCUCGCACUUUUAAAUUCUCAAAAGAAACAAACUAAUAAUUAGUAAUGAUGACUAGAACCAAUGACCAAAUGCCAAAAAAAAAAAAAAACAACCUUCAAUCAAGGAGAGACCAAUAACACUAUCCAGAGUUUGGAAUCACCAAAACACUGUCUAGCUUCUUGAAACCAGACUCCAAAGCAAUACAAGUGUAAAGCAGGAGUGACCAAAACAUAACCCAAACAAUUCAUAAUUUUGUCCAUAAAUUUUUUUUUUCCUCACUGUGUUGCCUUAUCAAGAAAAGCAUUUCCUACUCAAGGAGCUUUUGAAUUGGAAUAGUUAUUUUUGUUCUAUUGUUAAUCUUUACUUAAGUUGAGGGUACGAGGGCCAUAUUGCAAUAUUAGGGUUUGUAUAUAUAUUUUGCUAAUUUACUAAUGUAGGGUUGAGCACAACAUUAUAAGAUAUAUAAAAAAUUCCUUCCUCUUCUCUUCUCUCUUCUUCUUCCUAAACCUAAAUUUCCUCAUUUUACAUUCUAACUAAUUGGAUGUGGGGUUAACACAAAAAAGAUGGUUCCAAUUUUUGCCCUCAAAGCUAGAGAAGACCAAACAGUUGUGUUGAAGAAAAUUGGUAUCGUUUUGUGGUUCCAGACAAAUAGAAAAGGUGCUCGCUUUACAUAUUAGUAUAGAUAUCAAGCUAUGAAGCACGUGUACUCCAAAAAUGUUGCCGUACAAGUACCGGAUACUUACCGGGUACGCGUACACGUACCAGUACAGCUGCACGCGUGGCAAAAACACACCGGGUACAUUUUAUACAAUUUGUAGAUGCCUAGUACACCAUGGGUACUCCAUGGGUUCGUUUUUGGGUAGACAAGGUAAAAAACAAGAUUUUCAACAAUUAUAAGGGUACCUGAGCAAUUUUUUCUUGUUAACUUUAAAAAAUUAAAUAACUUUAGGGUUCUUUUGUAAUAAUAAAAACAUAACACAAAUUGAAAUUAGGCCUAUUGUUUUGAUUCAAUUCUCUUUGACGAAGAGCACAAUCAACAAGUUUGAAGAAAGAACACAGUCCGCAAUUGAACUCUUCUUCGAAGACGACGGUGCUAGUCGACGGCAAAAUUCGAUAUUCCAGUGAGUUUCUCUUAGUUCCUUUGCUUCAAUUCUUCCUCUUCUUCCUCUUUCUUUGAAUUUUUUUCUUACCGAAAUCUAAAAUUUAAUAUGAUUUAAAAGGAUACACGAUCCAGAUGUCAAAAUAGAUUUGAUUCAAGGUUCAAUUAUUUUCAAAUAAAUAAAUAAGAUAUUGUAAAGGUACAUUUACAUAAAACAUGGAUAUCUAUAGUGCACAAGUUACCAGAAAGUUUCCUGAUGAAGAUUAGCCUCAUUAAUAUCACUCAAAUCAUAAUGUCAUAAACUAGAUCCAAUGGGGAGCAAGCAUGUAGCAAUUAAACAUAUGGAACGAAGAUUUUUUGUACUACUAUUGUAAAGGUACAAGUUUCACAGGUUUUCCCAAUUUAUUUUGAAAAUUUUAAAAAGAUAUGGAAACUGGACAAGCAGGUUCAACAUACAUCACUAUAUGAAAGCUAAUAAGAAGAGGGGAUAAAAGAGAGCCAAUUUUUAAGAAACAAAUAACAUGUAUCUAGUAAAGCUCAAUGCUUAAUCAAUUAUAUAAGCUGGAGACCAUCUAUUGAGAUCUUAAAAGGAGGAGGAUUGUAUAUAUCAGAUUCCAAGGAAAUAUAUCUGCCUAGUCUUCUUGAAAGGGUAAAGGUAAAUAGAUCUUGACACAAUUUUGCCUAUGCUAUGUCCAAAAAUCUGGUGAUGGAAACCUAGAGAACCAACAGAUCAUACAUCCAGGAGCGAUUUUCACAGAGUGAGUGAUUUCCAUAAUUAGACGCGAUUUCCGAUGGUUUGAGAGAGUUACCUUGAAUGUUUCCGGCGAGCGUGGAGGACAGGCCGUGAUGACCGAUUCUUUUCCUUGGGGGUCGAUCCUUUGAGUUUCAGGAGGCAUCACUAGACUCCCGAGGCCAUCGACAACUAGGGAUUGUGGAACGUGGAUUAGGUUUACUGCGAGAAGUGUUAUUAGUCGGCUUUGAAGUAGUUUGGAUUGUGAAGAAGUUACGGGAGGCUUCAAGUCUCAUUGGAACCCUAUCGUUUCUGGGUCGUUUGGAUGGGAAUCGUUGGAGUGUGGCAGUUUGGAUCCGUGGCGAGGAGGACGGUGGGGCUUCGUUUCAAGUUGUGGCCACAUUGGAUGUUAAGCGGUUCUAGACUUUUAUCCCUGCUUCGGAGUUUGGGGAUAGGUGGGAGGGUGUGGCUCUAGUCAUCGAGGGUUUUGCCAGGAGAGAGGGUAGGGUUUCGAAGACUGGCGCUAUGAACGGGGCAUCAGUGGUGCACAAGGCUGUUUAGGUGUAGGACAGAGGUUUGGCUCCCAUUGGAGACAAUGGCCAGUUGGUUUAGGGCGUGGCGGAGGAGGGGUGGUUUGGUUUGGUUUGUUGAAUAGGGCUUUGGUGGGAACUGUGGGACAGGUCUUGGGUGUGUUAAGAAGUAUGCCUGGGGACAAGCCCCCGAGGCCGGAUGGAUUUUCAGUUGCUUUUCUUCAGCAUUGUUGGGGUUGGGGUUGGGGUUGGGGGGGGUUCAAAUGGGAGGUGUUGGAUGUGUUUGAGCAGUUUCAUCAAACUGGGCAAUUUGAGAGGAGUCUGAAUGCAACUUUUAUUGCUUUGAUUCCCAAGAAGGGAGGACGGAGGAUAUCCAAGACUUUCAGCCUAUUAGUCUUUUGGGCAGCAUUUACAAUUUACUGGCCAAGGUUUUGGCUAAUAGGCUUCGGGGGGUGUUGGAAGGAGUGGUCUCAGAAUCUCAGAAUGCUUUUAUAGGUGGGCGAUAGAUUUUGGAUGCUGUUUUGGUGGCUAAUGAGUGCAUGGCUUCGCAGUUUCGGCAAGGGAAAUGGGGAAUUGUAUGCAAGUUGGAUAUUGAGAAGGCUUAUGAUAAUGUCAAUUGGAACUUUCUGUUAUACAUGUUUGCGAGGUUGGAUUUUGGGGCCCAGUGGAGGCGGUGGAUACAUUUUUAUAUUUCCACUGUUCAGAUGUCAGUGCUGUUUAAUGGGACGCGAGUUUUUUCCCCGCUUGGAGAGGUUUAAGCAAGGAGACCCACUGUUCCCAUUGUUGUUUAUUUUGGUUAUGGAGGCAUUGAAUCGUCUGAUUUCUAAGGCAGUCCAAGGAGAUUUAUUAUCGGGUUUUGUGAUGGGGGAGAGAUCAGCCUCUUUGGUGGUCUCUCAUCUAUUCUAUGCUGAUGAUAAGUUGAUUUUUUGUGAUGCAGAGGCUACUCAGAUUGGUCACUUGCGAUGCAUUUUGCCAUGUUUUGAGGCAGUGUCUGGGCUGUGGGUUAAUUUGUCCAAAUUAGAAUUGAUCCUUGUGGGUCAAGUGGCUAGUUUACCGAUGUUGGCAGCCGUUUUGGACUGUAAAGUGGCCAGGUUGCCAGUUUCUUAUUUGGGACUUCCCUUGAGGGUUUCUUUUAAGGAGACUCGAGUAUGGGAUGGGGUAGUGGACAAAGUGCAGCGGCGGUUAGCAGGGUGGAAGCGCCAAUACUUGUCCAAAGAGGGGGCAGAUUACUUUGAUCAAGACUGUUCUUUCCAGCAUUCCGACGUACUUUAUGUCUGCGCAUGUAGUCCCUGUGGGGGUGGCAAAGAGGUUGGAGAAAUUGCAAUGGGAGUUUUUGUGGAGUGGGGGUGGGAAGGGUUUUCAUUAUCAUUUGGUGGCUUGGGAGAGGGUUUGUACUUUGAAGGAGGAAGGGUUUGGGUGUGCGAAAAUUGGUGGUGUUUAAUGGGGCUUUAUGAGGUAAAUGGUUGUAGCGUUUUGUGGGGGAACGGGACAGUUUACGGAGAAGGUUGGUGGUGGCCAAGUAUGGAGAGGAGAGGGGGGGUUGGUGUUCGCAAAGAGUGGCUCAACUUUAUGGUCGUAGUUUGUGGAAGGAGAUUUGGUUGGAGAGGGCGGAGUUUUGGAAGGGUUCGGUUUAAAGUGGGGGGUUGGUGAUCGGGUUCGUUUCUGGCGAAAUCGGUGGUGUGAUGGUUUGACUUUGACCGCCUUGUUUCCUUUGAUUUAUGCUAUUGCUGUUGAUGGGGAAGAAUUGUUUGCUUUGGUUAGGUCGACACACGAGGACUCAAUUGUCUGGAAUGUUUGUCUUCAUCAUGAUAUACAGGAUUGGGAGGUAAGACCAAUUGGUGGAUCUUCUAGGCUUUCUAUAUGGCUUGCGGAAUGGGGGGGAUGGGUUGGAUUCUUUACUUUGGGAUGUCUGGAGCUCUAAAGGUGUUUUCUCCGUGUCUUUAUUUUAUGGGGUGCUUGUAGAGGGUGUUGGUGGUGUGUUUCCUUGGAAAUGUAUUUGGGCCACGGGUUCUCCUUCUAAGGUCGCUUUCUUUGUUUGGACCGCAACUUUGGGACGUAUCCUCAUUAUUGAUAAUCUUAUCCAGCGGCGGCAUGUAUUGGUGAAUUGGUGUUGCCUGUGUUGCAGGGAUGCGGAAACGGUGGAUCAUUUGCUUCUUCAUUGCCCAGUUGUGUCCAAACUUUGGAAUUUCCUUGUUGCUUUGUUUGGCUUAGUGUGGGUGCAACCGGAGUCUUUACUGGGAGUGUUACAGAGUUGAGGUGGGGCUAGGGUGGGGAAGAGGUGUCGAAAGGCUUGGGUGCUUGCUUCCCAUUGUUUGCUUUGGUUGAUUUGGUUAAAAUAGAAUAAGCUAGUGUUUCAGGAUAAAUGUCAUUCCGUUUUAUGGUAAGAAAAUAGGUUGUUGUUGGUGCUGCAUAGUUGGGUUACGGGUACAGUCGAUCCCAUUGUCUUGGUCUUUGUUGACUUUGUGGAGGAUUUGAUUAGUUAGUUUUGUUUAGUCCGUUUGUGGGUGGUUUGUUUGUAUUCUUUGCAUCGUCUUGAUGCAUUCUAAUAAAGUUCUAGUAUUUAUCCAAAAAAAAAAGCUCAAUGCUUAUCUUUCCAUAUCAUUCUAUCAAAUGUUCCAGAAGCAUAAUUUCAUGCUCUACCCAACUACCUUAUGAGAGAGAGAGAGAGAGAGAGAGAGAGAGUACUAAAUUGGAUGACUAAAAAUUCAAAUCCUAAAACAAAAGUUUGCAACAUGUCAGUUAGACUGAAGAGCAAUGAUUCCCUGUCCAAAAGCACAGAACAAUAAACCUCAUCCACUCUCUAAAUCAGAAGUCUCCUAAUAAUGGAGCUGUACCAAUGGUAGAAAAGGCAAGAGAACGAAUAUAGCACAAAAUGUCAGGCUGAAGACUCAAGACACAUCAUUUAAAAUAAUAAAUCUCAAGUAAAACUUUGAAUGAAGACAAUUAGUCAAGCUCCUAGAAAUUGA
Molecule: messenger RNA, 7293 nt
Organism: Camellia sinensis
Lineage: Eukaryota; Viridiplantae; Streptophyta; Magnoliopsida; Ericales; Theaceae
Source: RefSeq, a predicted model, not a curated record